Molecule: messenger RNA, 1677 nt
Organism: Aspergillus bombycis
Lineage: Eukaryota; Fungi; Ascomycota; Eurotiomycetes; Eurotiales; Aspergillaceae
Product: DNA-directed DNA polymerase delta subunit POL31
Exons: 4
Coding region: 1-1677 (558 amino acids)
Biological process (GO): DNA strand elongation involved in DNA replication; DNA replication
Cellular component (GO): delta DNA polymerase complex
Molecular function (GO): DNA binding
Source: RefSeq, a predicted model, not a curated record
AUGGCGUCUGGCAGUACGGAAAACCGAUUUCUGCGCCCUCCAAGCGACGAAGAAUAUGCACCAGUCUAUCGCUCCUCCUCCAGUUAUAACCCUCUUCAUACCUUUCAAUUGCCGUCUGGCCAGGAAAGACACUAUCAACAACAAUAUGGCGAUAUGUACUUCUUGCGACUUGCCAAGUUAAAACCGGCAGUGGAGGAAAUUGCGGUAGAGACAUGGGAAGGGUUCAGUAUCGCCGGAGAGCAUGCUCGUCGCGUGGAAAGAGUGCUCGAUGUAAGACAAGGAGAGCUUUGCUGGGUUGCAGGCACAAUCUACAUGGACUUGCCAUUAAAGCCCAAUAUCUUGGAUGACCUGACGAAAGAGGCAAGUCGACAAUAUUUAUUCCUCGUACGCCUGCACUUGCUAAUGCUAUGGCAGAACUACACAUUAGCUCCUCCCCCUCGCCCGACUUACCUUGAUCCUGCCCACCCCGAAUUGACACAAAUUAUGCUAGAAGACGAGUCCGGCCGCCUGCGGUUGACCGGAAACAUGCUUAGAUCUACCCAAUUGGCUACAGGAGCUAUAGUUGCCGUGCUAGGAACUGAGAACUCGAAUGGAGACUUUGAGGUUAUCGAUGUAAAGGUCCCUGACCUACCUCGUCAACCCCAUCGGUGGGAGAGGGAUGAAAAGCAGUCUUCCCAGGAAGGAACUGGUAAAAGUAAAAUUGCUUUUGUGAGCGGUCUUGGGAUUACCGGAACUUCGAGCGACACAUUAUCCCUGGAGCUCUUAACAGACUACCUCCUUGGCUACACAGGUUCCCAAUCAUCAGCAAAUGACGAGAGUGCACCCCCGGAUGCUUCUGCAAUUACGAGGCUGGUCAUUGCGGGAAAUUCUCUCGGUGCAAGCAUGACUACCGAUCCUAACGAGAAUGCAGCUGCUUCAAAGAAGAAAAAUGGGCCAAAGAAAUAUGGCUAUGAUGCUUCCGCGUACAAUGCUUCUCCAAUCACCCAGUUCGAUAACUUCCUCGCCGAGAUUCUACCCACCAUACCUGUUACCCUUAUGUCAGGCGCAAGCGACCCAGCCAAUUUCUCACUGCCUCAACAGGGUAUCCACCGAGCUAUGUUUCCGCGAUCUAGGGCAUAUUGCUCUGGACCCACGUCUGCUGGCGAAACCCCAGAGCCAGGAUGGUUCGAUAGCGUCACGAAUCCCUGGGAAGGAGACAUAGAAGGAUGGCGUCUCUGGGGUUCGAGCGGCCAGAAUGUCGACGACGUCCUUCGCUAUCUAGAUUUUGCGAAUUCGAGUGGUACUGUUGAUGGCAACGGGGAUGCCGAGGCUAGGGUUAAGAUCAUGGAGGCCAUGUUGCGUUGGAGGUGUGGUGUUCCCACCGCACCUGACACAAUCUGGUCCUAUCCAUUCCAAACACACGAUCCUUUCGUGAUGGAGGCGUGUCCGCAUAUCUUCUUCGCUGGUAACCAGCCACAGUUCAAGACCGCGGUAAUAGAAGGCGACGCUCCCUUGAAGCUGAAUGGAGCCGACACAGAGAUGACCGGUAUGGAUGAUAACACAUCUGGCCCACGAGUCCGUCUGUUAUCCAUUCCUACGUUCAAGGAAACUGGCGAACUGGUACUAGUUGAUACCGAGACGCUGGAGGUAGAGGUCGUCAAAUUCGGCACAUACGCCGGGCAGCAGGAAAAGCAAUGA